AUGCACGUGUUGGCCCUCGUUACCGGCCUGGUUGGCAUUGCCAAUGCCGCCUGUCCUUACAUGACUGGUGAAGUGGACAGUCGUGUCGAGCGUCGUUCAGAUGGUGAUGCUGCUGCCGAUACUGAGGAAUUCCUGUCUGCCUUCUACCUCAAGGAUCAAGAUGUUUACUUGACUUCUGAUGUCGGCGGUCCCAUUGAGGACCAGAACAGUCUGAAGGCUGGUGAGCGAGGUCCGACCUUGCUCGAAGACUUCAUUUUCCGUCAGAAAAUCCAGCGAUUUGAUCAUGAGCGUGUCCCCGAACGCGCUGUUCACGCCCGAGGCGCCGGAGCUCACGGCACAUUCACUUCCUACGGCGACUGGUCCAACAUUACCGCCGCUUCGUUCCUUUCCAAAAAGGGAAAAGAGACACCCAUGUACACGCGAUUCUCUACUGUUGCUGGAAGUCGUGGAAGCGCCGAUACCGCACGCGAUGUGCACGGUUUCGCGACUCGAUUCUAUACCGACGAAGGAAACUUCGACAUUGUUGGAAACAACAUUCCCAUUUUCUUCAUCCAGGAUGCCAUCAAGUUUCCGGAUCUGAUCCACGCCGUUAAGCCGCGUGGCGACAGUGAGAUCCCUCAGGCUGCUACCGCGCAUGACUCCGCGUGGGACUUCUUCAGUCAACAGCCUAGCUCUCUGCAUACCCUGCUGUGGGCUAUGUCAGGCCAUGGAAUUCCUCGCUCUUUCCGCCAUGUUGAUGGUUUCGGUGUCCACACUUUCCGUCUGGUCACUGAUGAUGGAAAGACGAAGCUGGUCAAAUUCCACUGGAAGAGCUUGCAGGGUAAGGCUAGUAUGGUGUGGGAAGAGGCCCAGCAAGUCGCUGGUAAGAACCCGGACUAUAUUCGCCAGGAUCUUUUCGAAGCUAUCGAGGCUGAGCGUUUCCCUGAGUGGGAGCUUGGUGUUCAAAUCAUGGAAGAAGAGGACCAGCUUCGCUUUGGAUUUGAUCUUUUCGAUCCUACCAAGAUUGUUCCCGAGGAGCUCGUGCCUGUCACUCCUCUCGGAAAGAUGCAAUUGAACAGAAACCCUCUGAACUACUUCGCCGAGACUGAACAAAUUAUGUUCCAACCUGGCCACAUUGUCCGCGGUGUCGACUUCACAGAGGACCCCCUCCUCCAGGGCCGUCUCUUCUCCUACCUGGACACUCAGCUCAACCGCCACGGCGGCCCCAACUUCGAGCAGCUGCCCAUCAACCGCCCCCGCGUCCCAAUCCACAACAACAACCGCGACGGCGCAGGCCAGAUGUACAUCCCCCUCAACAAGGACGCCUAUUCCCCCAACACCCAGAACGCCGGCUCCCCCAAGCAAGCCAACGAAACAGUCGGAAAGGGCUUCUUCACCUCCGACAGAAAGACCAGCGGCAAACUCCAGCGCAGCGUCAGCUCCACCUUCGAAGACGUCUGGUCCCAACCCCGACUCUUCUGGAACUCUCUCGUGCCCGCGGAACAGCAAUUCGUCGUCGACGCAAUCCGCUUCGAGACUUCAAACCUCAAAUCCUCUGUCGUUCAAAACAACGUCAUUAUCCAACUCAACCGUAUCAGUAACGAUCUCGCUUCUCGUGUUGCGGAAGCUCUUGACAUCUCCGCCCCGAAACCAGAUGAUUCCUUCUACCACGACAACACGACCGCACACAUUGGUGCAUUCGGUCAGAAGUUGAAGAAGCUUGAUGGACUGAAGGUUGGAGUUCUGGCCUCUGUCUCGAACAAGACUUCCAUCGCACAAGGCUCCAAGUUGCAAAGUCUUCUUAAGUCCGCCGGCGUUGACGUUGUCGUUGUCGCUGAGCGACUCAUUGAAGAUGUUAACCAGACUUACUCUGGCUCCGAUGCUAUUCAGUUCGACGCUAUUGUUGUUGCCGAUGGUGCGCAGGGUUUGUUCGGUGGAAAGAGCUUUACUGGGAAGCCUGCUAAGGGUGCUGCAUCGCUUUACCCUGCUGGACGGCCUUUGGAUAUUCUCCUUGAUGCGUUCAAGUUUGGAAAGCCUGUUGCUGCGCUUGGUGGUGGUAAGGCGGCUUUGCGUACUGGUCAGAUCUCCACUGAGCGGGAUGGUGUUUACGUUGCUGAAUCUGUUGAAGAUUCGUUCGCAAAGGAUAUUAAGGAGGGUCUGAGCACUUUCAAGUUCUUGGAUCGCUUUGCUCUUGAUUAA
Molecule: messenger RNA, 2178 nt
Organism: Penicillium brevicompactum
Lineage: Eukaryota; Fungi; Ascomycota; Eurotiomycetes; Eurotiales; Aspergillaceae
Gene: cat1
Product: catalase catB
Exons: 5
Coding region: 1-2178 (725 amino acids)
Biological process (GO): response to oxidative stress; hydrogen peroxide catabolic process
Cellular component (GO): cytosol
Molecular function (GO): catalase activity; heme binding
Source: RefSeq, a predicted model, not a curated record